Messenger RNA from Lotus japonicus, 7758 nucleotides. Its product is annotated as disease resistance protein RUN1-like. Gene Ontology annotation, molecular function: ADP binding. Lineage: Eukaryota; Viridiplantae; Streptophyta; Magnoliopsida; Fabales; Fabaceae. The coding region runs from base 238 to 3810 and encodes 1190 amino acids. The transcript is spliced from 8 exons. The record is from RefSeq and is a predicted model, not a curated record. Gene Ontology annotation, biological process: signal transduction; defense response.
AAAAACUAUUCUGAAACUUGAAGGAAACUCCCCGAGUCCAUCCUCAGGCGAAGAAAAUGGGAAACUUCCUAGUCAAAUCCCUUACAAUGGCCCAGGCCAUAAAAGCAAAUGACAUUUCUCUCGUUUGCACACUUGACUCUUCCGCUUCCAAAACAGAAGCUUUCUCCUGCUUCCUUUCAUUUCAUUGCCGAAGAGUCAACCCCAGCUGAAGGUUCGCUCGAAAGGAAUUGAGAGAAGAUGGACUCACGAUCAAAAUAUUCAGAUAUGCUACUCUCUUGGGGAUCAUGGCUCUUGCGGCCGUUUUGGUCCCUGGUGAGUCGUCGGCAUUCUUCCCACCACCUGGGUCCGUUGGCCCAGGGGGGAAGCACAGCUUCCAGUUCCACCACAGUCUUUUCCAACGGAGCACGACGCUACAAAUACGACGUGUUCAUCAGUUUCAGAGGUUCUGACACUCGCAACACCUUUGUGGAUCAUCUUUACGCCCAUCUCGUCCGAAAAGGCAUUUUCGUCUUCAAGGAUGACAAGAAGCUCCAGAAAGGAGAGUCCAUUUCAGCUCAGCUUCUACAAGCAAUUCGAAAUUCACGAGUUUCUAUUGUUGUUUUCUCGAAAAAUUAUGCUGAGUCAAGGUGGUGUUUGGAUGAAAUGGCUGCUAUUGCUGAAUGCUGUGAAGAUUUUAAGCAAACUGUUUUCCCUGUUUUCUAUGAUGUGGAUCCUUCUCCUGUAAGAAACCAGAAUGGGGUGUAUGAAAAUGCCUUUGUUUUCCACAUGCUGAGAUUCAAACAUGAUGCAGACAGGGUUGAUCGAUGGAAGAGAGCUAUGAGAAGUUUGGCUGGAUCAGCAGGUUGGGAUGUCAGGAAUAAGCCAGAAUUUCGAGAGAUUGAAAAUAUUGUUGAGGCAGUUAUAGAAGCAUUGGGUCGUAAAUUUUCAGGGUUUGCGGAUGACCUUAUCGGCAUACAACCUCGUGUAGAAACUUUGGAAAACCUAUUAAAAUUAAACUCGGAGUAUUAUGACUGUCAAGUUAUAGGAAUUUGGGGGAUGGGUGGAAUAGGAAAGACAACUCUUGCUACUGUCUUGUAUGAUAGAAUCUCUCAUCUGUUUGAAGCUCGCUGUUUUGUUGAGAAUGUAAGCAAAGUUUAUAGAGAUGGUGGUGUUACUGCUGUACAGAAACAAGUUCUUCGUCAAACUGUAGACGAAAUGAAUCUCGAGACAUACAGUCCUUCUGAAAUAUCUGGAAUUGUAAGAGACAGGCUACGCAGCUUAAAGGUUCUAGUAGUUCUUGACAAUGUUGAUCAAUUAGUGCAAUUGCAGGAAUUUGCUGUAAAUCCUGGAUUAUUUCAGAAAGGAAGUAGAAUGAUCAUUACAACCAGGGAUGAGCAUAUUCUAAAGGUAUAUGGAGCGCAUAUAGUGUAUGAGGUUCCACUGAUGAAUAAUAAUGACGCUCGUGAGCUUUUUUAUAGAAAAGGCUUCAAAAGUGAUAAUCUCUCAAGCAGAUGUGCGGAGCUGGUUCCUGAAGUACUUAAAUAUGCUCAAGGUCUUCCAUUGGCAAUUAGAGUAACAGGCUCUUUCUUGUGUACUCGAAAUGCUAUGCAAUGGAGAGAUGCUUUGGAUAGACUGAAGAAUAAUCCAGACAACAAAGUUAUGGAUGUGCUUCAGAUAAGUUUUGAGGGAUUACAUUCAGAGGACAAAGAAAUAUUUCUACAUAUUGCUUGUUUCUUUAAAGGGGAGAAGGAAAAUUAUGUUAAACGAAUACUGGAUGCUUGUGGAUUACACCCUCACAUUGGAAUUCAAAAUAUGAUUGAGAGAUCACUCAUAACUAUUAGAAACCAGGAAAUUCAUAUGCACGAAAUGGUACAAGAUUUGGGGAAGAAAAUUGUUCGGCAACAAUUUCCCGAAGAACCAGGAUCGUGGAGUAGAUUGUGGCUUUAUCAGCAUUUUCAUCAUGUCUUGAUGUCAGAAAUGGGAACGAACAAGGUUAAAGCCAUAGUUCUAGAUCAAAAUGAGGAUAUUUCCGAGUACCCUCAGUUGAGGGCUGAAGGAUUGUCAAUAAUGAGGGGCCUUAUAAUUCUUAUAUUACAUCAUCAGAACUUUUCAGGAAGCCUCCAUUUUCUUUCUAACAACUUGCAGUAUCUUCUGUGGCAUGGUUAUCCUUUUGCUUCUUUGCCUUCAAACUUUGAGCCAUUUCGUCUUGUUGAAUUGAAUAUGCCUUAUAGUAGCAUCCAACGACUAUGGGAAGGCCGCAAGGAUCUCCCAUUUUUGAAAAGGAUGGAUCUGAGCAACUCCAAGUAUCUCACGGAGACCCCCAAUUUUGAAGGAAGCAGAAGACUUGAGAGGCUAGAUCUUACAGGAUGCACAAACCUAUUGCAGGUCCAUCCAUCAAUUGGACUUCUUACAAAACUUGCUUUCUUGAGUUUUGAAAGCUGUAGCAGUCUGGCCAGCCUGGACCUUGGCAGUCUUUGUGUGUUAUAUUCUCUAGCUGUUCUACACCUCUCCGGCUGCACAAAACUUGAAAGCACACCUAAUUUUACAGGGGUCGAAAAUCUUGAAUACCUUGAUAUUGAUCAAUGUGUGAGUUUAUCCACAGUUGAUCAAUCUAUUGGUGUUCUUACAAGGCUAGAAUUCUUGAGUUUGAGAGACUGCUUAAAUCUUACCAAUAUACCUCUAAGUGUUAAUAAUAUGGAAUCUCUUCUAACUCUAGAUUUUUGCGGCUGCUUAAAACUUAAGCAUCUGCCCCUGGGAUUGCCAUCAUUGUCUCCUUUCACUCUGCAAUCUUUGAUAUUUUUAGACUUCGGCUUUUGCAGCCUGAGUGAGGUCCCUCAUGCUCUUGGAGAAAUUGAGUGUUUAGAAAGGCUAAAUCUGGAGGGAAAUAACUUCGUCUCACUUCCAUCUUCCCUGAGGUGGCUUUCCAGUCUUGCUUAUUUAAACUUAGCGCAUUGCAGCAAGCUUGAAUUUUUAUCUGAGCUCCAAUUGUGUGACAUUGCCUCAGAAGGGGGAAGAUAUUUUAGAACACUAUCCGGAUCUCAUAAUCAUAGGUCAGGAUUAUAUAUUUUCAACUGUCCCACCUUAGCGAUUACAGGUCUAAACUUAGCACUUUUGUGGUUAGAAAGGCUAGUUAAGAAUCCUUGUCACUUCCGUUGUGGCUUUGACAUUGUUGUUCCUGCGAACAGAAUUCCACUGUGGUGUGCUGAUAAAUAUAAGAGAGGUUUUAGAGUAGGGAAAGUGGGCAAUGUUGAUGAGCCUGACAAUUGGCUUGGCUUUGCCUUCUGUGUAGCAUUUAAGGAAAACUAUUUUGGAACAGUGGCUAGUUGUUCAAAUGAUUCAUCUUACUCGCAGCUGCGAUGUCCUUUGUAUCUUUCUUUUGAAAGUGAACACACGGAAGAAACCUUCGACAUGCCACUUCGGUUCGACCUGAACAAAGCUGAUGACUCAAAUUCAUCACACCUCUGGGUAAUAUAUAUUUCUAGGCCACACUGCCAUUUUGUGAAAACAGGAGCACAUGUCACAUUUAAAGCUCACCCAGGUUUGGAGAUAAUAGAAUGGGGGUUUAGCAUGGUAUUGGAGAAUUGUAUCUUCCAUUCACCAAUUGAAUUUGAAGUUCAUUAUCCCUUGGAUUAUGUACAUGAAAGUAGCAGCAGCAGCUCUGGGUCUAAAAUCCAGAUUCCUCUCAAUUGGUUACCUAGUGAAAGCAGCAGCAGCAGCUCUGGGUCUAAAUUCCAUGUUCCCUAUAAUUGGUAUGUUACUGAGGAAGAGGAGAGCGAGAAUUUGGAAGUGAGUGCGGAAAAAAAAACAUCUACUAUCAAAUAUGGGAUUUAGAUUGGCUACCCCCUUGCAAGCACUAGCAUUUUCCUAGAGAUGGCCCAAGAGUUAAGAAUGGAAAAUUUGUGAUAACAGCUCCAAAAUGACUGGAUGCAGAUUCCUCUGCUUAUUGGCAACUGAUUAUUCUGGCAUUGAAUAGAAGGAAAAUAAGUUAUUUGAUCUGAUUAUUCCAGUAUGUAGACCUUGCUUUUGCUUUUGGAGAGCCCAUUUCAUUGCAGCUUCUACAAGCUAUUAAAGAUUCAUAGGUUUCUAUCGCUGUCUUCUCAAAAGAUUAUGCUGCCUUUACAGGUUGUUUGGAUGACAUGGCUUCUAUUGCUGAACGCCAUGAAGAAUUCAAAAUCAGAAUGAGAGAGCUAUGAGGGCUUUGGCUGGAUCAGCUGAAUAAGCCAGAGUUUGCAGAGAUUGAAAAAAUGUUCAAGCAAGGAUCAAAACAUUGGGUCAUAAAUUCUCAAGAUUUAGUAAUGGUCUAGUUGGGAUACAGCCCCACAUUGAAGAAAUAUAAAAUCUUUUAAAAUUGAGCUAAGAGGAUGAAGAUUUUCGAGUUUUAGGAAUUUGGAGGACGGGCGGAAUAGGAAAGACAACUCAUACAAUUAAAGUCCUUCUAUUUAGGAGAAAUUCCUGUAUAGAGCGGGAAGGGAAGUUUUGAUUAAGUCGGUGACUAAAGCAAUCCCAACUUACAUCAUGUCUUGCUUUGCUCUUCCUGAUUCUAUUUGUUCUCAGAUUGAAGGCAUGGUUGGUAAGUUUUAUUGGAGUGGUGAUGUGUCUCGGAGGAGUAUUCAUUGGCUUGGAUGGAAAAAGCUUUGCCGGUCAAAGAGUGUUGGAGGUCUUGGUUUCCGAGACUUUAAAGCUUUUAAUAUGGCUCUUAAUGGUAAAAACUGGUGGAGAUUCUUGACUCUUUCCUAGUCCUUACUUAGUCGAGUUUUCAAGGUGGCGUAUUUUUCUAAUGGUGGUCUUUGUGGGGCAAAGAAUGGCGUUAUCAUCGGAGCUAUGCUUGGUCUAGCAUCCUUCGGUCAGCUUGGGUGUUUGUGAAGGGAGGUUUGUGGCGAAGUGGUGAUGGGUCUAGUAUUCGGAUUUAGGACGAUAGAUGGCUUCCCAAUAGUCCCCCAAUUAUCCUUCGCCAAGACUUGGCUAAUGAGGCCGGUAUUCACACAGUUUCAGAUUUGAUCUCUCAUGCAUUGUCCUAUUGGGAUGGUGCAGUGAUUUCGCAUAUCUUCUGUCCAGCAACGACAGGUCAGAUUCUGGCUAUUCUAUUACCUAUACCGCGUCUUGCUGAUGAGUUCCAUUGGCCUCAUAAUUCAAAUAGUGUUUAUUCGUCAAAGUCUAGGUACAAUAUUUUUAUCAGCAAGUUUUCACCUCCUUGGCGUCCUCCUCAUCUGGUGCAUCUUUUCCAGCCGCUGCAUGGAAAAGGAUCUAGGGUUCUAAGUUUCAAUAGAAUUAGCUAACAUAAUUAAAUGCCAGCAUCCUGCAUUUAUUUACUGCUGUGAUUCUGUAAUUCUAUCAUUAUUGUAGAGCUGUAAUUAUGUAAUUCUGUAAGUAGAAUAGGCUAGCUGUAGGAUAGCAGUUAUAGCAAUUUAGCAGAUUUUCAGGGAUUGUAUUAUGCUAUUUAUAUCAGAAUCCUCCAGCAGGAGAAUACACAGUUCAAAGUUCAAACCUAUGUUCUUUUCAGAGUCUAACAUGGUAUCAGUCUUGGUUCUGAUCCUAUCAUAGUUUCGCUGAAAAUUCCUUGUUCCAAUCGUAGUCUUGGUUCUCUUGGUCAAGUCCAAUUUCCUUUUGUUCCUUGUUUAGACUUCAAUCUUUGUGAUUGUUCUCUUGUGUCAGUCUCAUGGCUUCAGAAAAAUAUGAUAUCUUACUUGUUCGUCUCAAUGGAAGGAAUAACUACUCAACCUGGGCAUUUCAGUUCGAAAUAUUUGUCAAAGGUAAGGACCUUUGGGGUCUUGUUGACCGCAACACCCCAGCUCCCGAUAAGGACAAAUUUAAGACUGAACAUGCCAAGUGGGAGGUCAAAGAUGCUCAAGUCAAGGCAUGGAUCAUCAGCUCUAUUGAUCCCAACAUCGUUCUCACUCUUCGACCAUGCAAGACUGCUGCUAAUAUGUGAGACUUCCUAAAGAAAAUCUAUACUUAGAAUAACGCUGCUCGUAGAUUCCAACUUGAGCAUGAAAUCUCAAUUUCUCAGCAUGAAAGUCUAUGUUCCUAUUCCUUCUUCCUAUAAACAAGCAAUGGAGCAUGCAUGUUGGCAAAAAGCUAUUGAAGCAGAACUUCUAGCACUAGAAAAAAAUCAGAUAUGGGAAGUUGUUCCAUGUCCCCCGUCUGUUAAACCUCUUGGCAGCAAAUUUGUAUUCACUAUUAAGUUGCGCUCGGAUGAAUCCAUAGAUCGCUACAAGGCUAGGCUGGUUGUUCUUGGAAAUAGGCAGAAAUAUGGUCUUGACUAUGAGGAGACUUUUGCACCAGUAGCCAAGAUGACUACUGUGCGUAAUCUUAUUGCCAUUGCUGCAUCUGAAAAUUGGCAACUACAUCAGAUGGAUGUCAAGAACUCAUUCCUCCAUGGUGACCUCAAGGAGGAAGUAUACAUCAAACUUCCGACAGGUAUGCCUACCCAAUCACCUAAUGAUGUUUACAAACUGAAGCGUUCUUUAUAUGGUUUGAAACAGGCACCAAGGGUAUGGUUUGAAAAGUUUCGAACAACACUACUUGUCUUUUCCUUCACACAAAGUCAGUAUGAUCCAUCACUUUUUCUACAAAGGACUUCUAACAGAAUUGUGGUACUACUUAUUUACGUGGACGACAUCGUGGUCACCGGUUCUGAUCAAGAGGUUUUCUCUACGGUCAAGAAAUUGCUGCAUUCAACAUUCCAUAUGAAAGAUCUUGGUCAGCUUACUUACUUCUUGGAGUUAGAAGUCCAUUAUCGACAACAAGGCAUCUUCAUAAGUCAGCACAAAUAUAUUCAAGAUCUAAUUCAGCUAGCUGGUCUUACCAAUGCCACUACUAUUGAUACCCCCAUGAAAGUUAAUGUAAAAUAUAGACGAGAUGAAGGUGAACUUCUACAAGACCCAACUUUAUACUUUCAGUUGGUCGGUAGUCUUAUAUACCUAACCAUCACACGGCCUGAUGUCUCUUUCGCUGUCCACACAGUAAGCAAAUUCAUGCAAACUCCUCGACAUCUCCAUCUUUAUGUUGUACACCACAUUAUUAGAUAUCUCCUUGGUACCCCCGAUCGUGGCUUAUUUUUUACUUCUGGUUCAUCACCACAACUCCAAGCCUACAGUGAUGCUGAUUGGGCUGGAUGUCCAAACACAAGGAAAUCUACUAUUGUUGGUGUAUGUUUAUAGGAAAUGCUCCAAUCUCAUGGAAAUGCAAGAAACAAGACUCGGUCUCCAAGUCAUCCACUGAGGCAGAAUAUCGUGCCAUGUCUGCAACAUGCUCUGAGAUUAUUUGGUUGUGUGGUCUUCUUUCGGAACUCGGUUUCACACAAUCACAACCAACUUCGUUACAUGCUGACAACACGAGUGCCAUACAAAUUGCAGCAAACUCUGUUUACCAUGAGCGAACGAAGCACAUAGAGGUUGAUUGUCAUUCCAUCCGAGAAGCCUAUAACCGCAGAGUUAUCACUCUACCUCAUGUCUCCACAUCUGUUCAAAUUGCUAACAUCUUCACCAAAUCAUUGACACGUCAGCUCCAUAAUUUCCUAGUUAGCAAAUUGAUGCUUGUAGAUUCACCAGCAUCAAUUUGAGGGGGGGUAUCAAUAGAAUUACCUGGCAGAAUUAACUGUCAGCAUCCUGCAUUUACUUACAGCUGUAAUUCUAUCAUUAUUGUAGAGCUAUAAUUAUGUAAUUAGAAUAGGCUAGCUGUAGGAUAGCAGUUAUAGCAAUUUAGCAGAUUUUCAGGGAUUGUAUUAUGCUAUUUAUAUCAGAAUCCUCCAGUGGGAGAAUACACAGUUCAAAGUUCAAA